CUAGAUAUGAAACCCAAAUUUAAAAUUACUCCAAAAGUAAUAAUAAUUGAUUGGGACGAAACGAUAACAAAAUAUGAUACUAUCGGCCUACUUGGUUCUAUUCCUUAUAAAAAUAAAAUAUUAAGCUGCAAUUUACCACCAUGGAGUCAUUUCAAUAAUUACUACUUUCAGCAGUUCAAGAGUUUCAACGACUCAUUUAACGCAAAGCAUAAAGUCACAUCUACUAAGGAUGAAAUUUACUAUCAAAAACAGCUAAAAUCAAUCGAUCUUUUGUCUAUUAAUAAAAUAGUAAAGAGUAAGGUAUUUGAAAAUGUUACUGACAAACAGUUUAAAAAUUUACUGGAUGAUAUCAAAAUAAGAGAAGGAUUUUGGGAGUUUAUCAAUUCAUUGAUUCAAAAUGACAAUGAAAACCUUCCAAACUAUAAAAUAGCAAGAAAAAUUAUUAUUCUUAGUGUGAAUUGGUCAAAGCUUCCAAUUCAACAUGCUUUUAUUCAAAAUCUAGGUUCGGAAAAUUAUCACAAAUACAUUAAAAUAAUCACAAAUGAGUUUGAGUUCCAAACUGUAAAUACGAAUGAAUUGACUGGUAAAAUAAAUGAUUCAAAUGAACUUAUUAAUGUUUUGAUUAAAAUUAAAAACAGUCUGAUGUUAAAAACAAAGGAGAAGGACAUGAUGAUAUACAUUGGAGACAGCAGAACCGAUUUGUUAUCCAUGCUAAAUUGUGAUAUUGGAUUUAUCAUGAGU
Messenger RNA from Ascoidea rubescens DSM 1968, 741 nucleotides. RefSeq names its product Cto1p (gene CTO1). NCBI's taxonomy places the organism in Eukaryota, Fungi, Ascomycota, Saccharomycetes, Ascoideales, Ascoideaceae. The transcript has 2 exons. The record is from RefSeq and is a predicted model, not a curated record. The annotation marks the transcript as partial.